Lasiosphaeria miniovina is the source of this 1059-nucleotide messenger RNA. RefSeq names its product mitochondrial carrier domain-containing protein. The coding region runs from base 1 to 1059 and encodes 352 amino acids. Lineage: Eukaryota; Fungi; Ascomycota; Sordariomycetes; Sordariales; Lasiosphaeriaceae. Gene Ontology annotation, molecular function: O-acyl-L-carnitine transmembrane transporter activity. Gene Ontology annotation, biological process: carnitine transmembrane transport; mitochondrial transport. Gene Ontology annotation, cellular component: mitochondrial envelope. The transcript is spliced from 2 exons. The record is from RefSeq and is a predicted model, not a curated record.
AUGUCGACCUCACCGUCUUCUGAAACGCCGGGCGCCGCCGUCAAUCGCAAGCUCCAGUCCACGCUGCCGCUCGUCGUGGCCGACAAGAUCCCCCAUAUCCCCGAGACCAAGGCCGAGCUCAAGGAGGAGCUCAAGGCCGAGGCCAAGGUCGCCGCGUCGUCGGGCAUGGCGCAGCUGCGGUCGCUCGCCGCCGGCGGCUUCGGCGGCGUCUGCGCCGUCGUCGUCGGCCACCCUUUCGAUCUCGUCAAGGUGCGCAUGCAGACGGCUGAGAAGGGCGUCUACUCGAGCGCCGUCGAUGUCGUCCGCAAGAGUAUCGCCCGCGACGGCCUGCGGAGGGGCCUCUACGCCGGAGUCAGCGCGCCGCUCCUCGGCGUCACACCCAUGUUCGCCGUGUCUUUCUGGGGCUACGACCUCGGCAAGUCCAUCGUGCGCAGCACCAGCACGGUCGCGGCCGACGGCAACCUCUCGAUCGCGCAGAUCUCGGCGGCCGGCUUCUUCUCGGCCAUCCCCAUGACGGCCAUCACGGCGCCGUUCGAGCGCGUCAAGGUGAUCCUGCAGGUGCAGGGCCAGAAGGCGCUCGCGCCCGGCGAGAAACCAAAGUACAGUGGCGGCACCGACGUGGUGCGGCAGCUGUACCGCGAAGGGGGGGUGCGGUCCGUGUUCCGCGGGUCCGUGGCCACGCUGGCGCGCGACGGGCCCGGGUCGGCCGCCUACUUUGCCGCCUACGAGUACAUUAAGCGCAAGCUGACGCCUAAAGACCCCGUCACGGGCGAGCCCAGCGGCAAGCUCAGCCUCGUCGCCAUCACGUGCGCUGGCGCUGCUGCCGGCGUCGCCAUGUGGAUCCCCGUCUUCCCCAUCGACACGGUCAAGAGCCGCCUGCAGACCGCCGAGGGCAAUGUGACGAUUGGUGGCGUUGUCCGCGGCCUCUACGGCAAGGGCGGCUACCGCGCCUUCUUCCCCGGCUUCGGCCCCGCUCUCGCCCGCGCCGUCCCCGCCAACGCCGCCACCUUCCUCGGCGUCGAACUCGCCCACCAGGCCAUGAAUAAGGUCUUCAACUAG